AUGCCAGAUAUCGCCACUUACCCUGAGAGCCAGGUGUGCAAGAAGUGUAAUCUCUACAUCUCUGAGGGACACGCGUACGAGCUAGGAGAUGAUCGCUGGCACAUUCACUGCUUCAAAUGCUCCAAAUGUGACCAGUCAUUGGGUUGCAACUCAAAUUUCCUCAUCUUGGGCGACGGCAAUUUAAUUUGUUCUUCGUGCUCGUAUAAUUGCAAACAGUGUGGGAAGAAAAUAGAUGAUUUGGCCAUUUUGACUGGGGACCAGGCGUACUGCUCCUCUUGCUUCAAGUGCAGAGUUUGCAAGUCCAAAAUUGAAGACUUGCGAUACGCCAGAACUUCCAAGGGGCUUUUUUGCAUGUCCUGCCAUGAGAAGUUGGUUGCCAAGAAGAGGAAGUACGACAUGAAGAAGAAACAGAUGGCUCAAUUGGAGCUGCUGCUGAAACCGCCAACGAGUCUGCCGGGAAGCAAUGACAGCCCGCUUACCCAGUCACACAGCAACUUCUCCGACAUUUACCUUAACUACCACAAUAAUUCGCUGGCCUCGAUAUUCAAGGAUAAAGCGCUACCCGACCCGACAAAGCAUGUGGCGGCCACUGCGCCAUCAGAAACACCGCAGGUGCAUAAGACAUCUUCAAGAACAUCGCAUACAUCGACACCUUCACAGUCAACUCCACAGCAGAAAACUACAGACAGCAUUAGCAUCAAGGACGGCAUUGAGGAGGUGAAUGAUUCCGACGACGAGUUGAACAAGAGGCGGGCCGCUAGACUUCAGGGUGCGUCGGAGCGAAAGAAUACCCCUAAACAAGCUCCUCAGGACAAUAUCCUCGAGCUUAUCGACUCAUUUAGUGGGCCCAACACCCCUCUUGCAGAACCUGCCGACACCUUCAAACCACCAUCAACCGCGUCACAUGCGACACACUCGUUGCCCCAGUCUUCUCAUCUGGGAAGUCAGCUCAGCACACCAAGGGACUCCCAAGCCAAACUGCACCUUCUGCCACGCAAACAAGAAAACGAUUUAUCUAACUACGCCACACCGACAACAGAAUUCCCCAAUUCGGGAUUGGGAACCACUCCCUCGCUUGAGCACACUGAAAAAUCACCACCACAAAAGGAGUUGCUAUUGUUAUCUCCAUCUCAGUAUCAUGAUACUCGUUUCCAUAGCACCAUAGCACCCUCGCUGGACAACUUGACCGUGACCCCCGAUGACUACACCCGACGGUCUGCUGCAUCGUCCCCAAUGGCAAAGGUUAACAGACAAGCUAGAGUAGUGGAGACCAAUGAUGAAAUACUGGCCACAGAUAUCGGUCUGGAGUACAAUUCGAUCGAGAAUCAGGCCAAUACAACACCGAAGAAGUCAACUGCAAACAUCUCAAGCAAAGUAAUGGCCUCUCCACCCCCUAGGUCGGCUUUACCGAAUGUUCCUGCUACCCCCAAACGACAAGGCCAUCCAGAAUCUUUCGAACCUCGGGGAUUAGGACUUGAGAAUGUUGAAUUAUCCAAACCCAACAGAGUUGUUCAGCCUGCCACGCCAGCCGUGACAAAUUUGGAAGAUUCGAUUGAUGAAAAGGCUGACGCAGACUCCCAUUCCACUCCUCAAUCUGUGGGUCGCCGUAACACAUUCAAGGGCGCAAAAAACUUUCUCAAACACAAGCGUUCUACAUCCAGUGGACUGGGAAGUGGCAAGUUUGGAAGCUUGUUCAAGAAUAAAGAGGAUUCAGUGCCCAACCAUGCUCGUCAUGUUUCAGAUGGCUCAAUCAAUCACCACCUGGCUUUUACAACACCUCCUUUACCUCUCAGCUCUCCUAUGAGGCAAGGCUCCUUUGGGGGUGGUCACAAUCGCUCUACUUCCGAUUCUCCCUACGUUCCCAAUUUGGAUCUUCAAGGAGAACGCUCGAGACUCGACACAGAGAUGCGCCACUUGCGACUUGAAAUCAACCUGCUUGAAGGUCGCAAGCAGACAAUCUUAUCAGAGAUUGUGAAGUUGGGUUCUGAAAAGACUAAAGUGUCUGAUGCCCUUCUUACAAUAAAACAAAAGGUUGCCGAUGAACUGAAUUCUCGUGACAAGAUACUUCAGCAUAUCAAUGAAUUGGUUGCUGAGAAGAGAAGAUUAACGGAGGAGAACCAGCACUUAAAAGAUGUCAACGCAAGAUUAAAGCGUGAAAACAAACGUCAUAAUGAGUCCUCUGCUACGAAUUCUACUCCGAGCCAAUUAUCCACGGAAAACGCCGAAGGCUCGUCAUCAUCCGUAAAUCUCACGUACGACGCUCAAGUGGAGGAUCCUGGAGAAACUCAAAAGGCUACCAGACUCAAAUUUUGGCGCAGACCCAAAGUAAGUGUUGCCUCUACAACCCCCCAAUCGAGCCCUCAAUUGCAGCCCCCACAACUGUCACAGAUGCACAAGAGUACCUCAUCUGGGUCCAGUUCGCAGCCACCACAACAAACUAACGGUCAUGAACAAAAUCAGGGACAUCAUAAGUUGAGUCAAUCGUACUCCUCUAAUGCGAUUCAGCACCCCAGUCAAUUUUUGAACCCGGAGAACGGUUCGCAAGAGUCCGGCCCUCGCAAAGCGUUCAACACCUUCAUGAGUAAGUCUAGAUCCACGAAUAUGUUGGAAUCGUUUGUGUCACAACAACCGCAGAAGAAUAACGACAAUAAAGACGCGCCGUUGUUGACAUCCACAAUACAGAUGAGGGCGAACUAUGAAAACGAGAAAGUGCCGUUGAUUAUCUCAAGAUGUAUCGAAGAAGUUGAAAAGAGAGGUCUUGACGUUGAGGGCAUAUAUCGUAUUUCGGGAGGGAACUCAGCCAUCACGGCGAUCUUGAACUCAUUUCUGGCGCUCUCGGCAAAUUCGAAGCAAGAUAAAAAGCAGACAAAUAAGCUUGCGGACGCAUUGGAUGGUGAUAUACAUGCUGUGACCAGUGCGUUGAAGAGGUACUUGAGGAAGUUGCCUGAGCCAUUGAUCCCAUUCUCUUGCUACGGCGACUACGUGAAGGUAUGCCAGAACGAUAAAGACACUGAUGAAAGAUGCAACGAACUUCAAAACAUUGUGAUCAACAGAUUGCCCCUGGCGAACAAACACGCAUUGUUUUUACUUGCUAAGCACUUGAAUUUGGUUGGCUACUACAACAACGUGAACAGAAUGACUUUGAGGAACCUAUCAGUGGUGAUUGCCCCCACAAUUGCAUGGGAUGCCACAGGAGAAAGGGAAAUGAUGGACAUGGCCCCGCGUAAUGACACGACGGAGUUGCUUUUGCUGAACUUCCUGAGGAUAUUUGACAACUACGAAGAUUCGUGA
Messenger RNA from Candidozyma auris, 3291 nucleotides. It is a transcript of the gene RGA2, whose product is annotated as Rga2p. Gene Ontology annotation, cellular component: cytoplasm. The transcript has a single exon. The record is from RefSeq and is a predicted model, not a curated record. NCBI's taxonomy places the organism in Eukaryota, Fungi, Ascomycota, Pichiomycetes, Serinales, Metschnikowiaceae. Gene Ontology annotation, biological process: signal transduction; regulation of GTPase activity. The coding region runs from base 1 to 3291 and encodes 1096 amino acids.